AUGGUAUCUACUUGGCCACCAACUACUUAUGUCAAUCGAUCAAUGCAAAUGAUAAAUAUAACUGACAAGAAUGACAUUCGUACAUUAUCUGAUUAUCAUCCGGAUUUGAAGAGUUCUUCUUUGAGUAUGAUCAAUAGUUUCUAAAUAUUAACUUAGUCAUUUUUUUAUUUAAAGAAUAAUCAAAGUAAAAGAUAUUUAUUUUUACAUACUACUUGUGAAUUUCUUUUAUGAGAACAAUAUGAGAAUUUAUCGAAUAGUUUUACUUGUUACAUUUAAUAAAAAGAGAAAACGAAUUUUUAACUUCCAUUAUGAAAUCUUUAAAUUAUUUUGUAUGAAUUUCUAAAAUAUGAUAGUAGGGUUUCAAUCAUAGAUGGAAUCGAUACUGAUACGCACUUCUGUCCGUUUAAUCUAUAUUAUUUACUUUUCUGGUUUUAACUUAUAAACUUAUUCGAAACUUGUGAAUCUUAAAGUUAUCUCAUACAGAAUACAUAAGAGAAUUUCGAAGGAAAUUGACUAUAUCAAUUACUUAUAUCCAAUCAUAGAGUCGAUAUCAGUAUCAGUACUAACUACAGAUCGGCCGAUCAUGUUCAGUCUGAUCUGUUUAAAUCGAUACUGAUGGUCAAAAAUCCAAAGCAGUUCCGUCUCUAAUUUUAGUCAUAUUUCAUAUCAAUUAUUUUUAAUUAUCAAAAAAAAAGAAUUUUUAUAUUGCAUUUUAUUUAGAACAAUCGGAUCAACAGAUCUAUAAAGUAGACAUGGCGCCCGUCUUUCAAUCUUUUCUCUUCUUCUUCUCGAUAGUGGGUUGGCUCGGUGCAGUGCCAUAUAUCCACUAUAAUCAAAUCGAAUAGCAAUCGUAUUCUUUUACAAAUGCUCGUUUAAUCACAUUUAAAACUACUUUAAUUAAGGGUAUUACUAAUUUAUGCAAACAGCACAAACAUUUAACUUUGUAAAACCGCAUAUAAGUCAUCUUGACAAACACCCACAUCUUGGAGAGUUAUGCACACAAACACCCACUUUACACGAGUCCUAGAAAAAAUAAACCGUCCACAAACACCAAAAAAUGACCUCUCUCAACACAAACACCCAGGAUCUCUCUUAUGAUCCACACAAACAUCCCAACGUGUCUUGACAAACAUCCAGAGAACUUCAUAAGCAACAUUCUGACAUGAAUAAGUGCUAUCCCUGAAUAACUUUUCUUGAUAAACCUUCCUUUAGAAACAUCUCUUAAUAUAAAGAAAAUCCUUAAAAUAACUAAAAAUGCAUGAAAACAAGAGAAAAAAUAUAAAAACAUCUAUAAAUAUAAUGUUCGAUGUGUGUGUCGGUCUGUGUCGGAUCAAAGGUUAAAGAUCAAAUAAGGCUAUAAGAGGGCUACUUCCCAAGGCAUUAUAUAGGGACCAUAGGCCCUCAAGGCCUAUCCUAUGGGAGUAUUCAUAGCUCCUCAAGCGCUAUCCAGUAAGGGUGCCCAUAUAUCCACAAAAGCUAUCCUGUGGGCAACCAUAGGUCCUCAAAGGCUAUCCUAUUAGGGUAUGCAUGGGUUCACAAGAGCUAUCCUGUGGGGUACCCAUGGGGUCUCAAGGGCUAUCUUAUGGGGCACCUAUAGGUCCACAAGAGCCGCCCUGCCCCGAUACCCACCCAGGCCAAAGAAAACGGUGUCGUAAACGACCGUAAACGGCGAAAAACAGCGC
Messenger RNA from Rotaria sordida, 1682 nucleotides. The record is from the annotation of a GenBank genome assembly. Lineage: Eukaryota; Metazoa; Rotifera; Eurotatoria; Philodinida; Philodinidae.